Messenger RNA from Cavia porcellus (domestic guinea pig), 1417 nucleotides. It is a transcript of the gene Qdpr, whose product is annotated as quinoid dihydropteridine reductase. Gene Ontology annotation, molecular function: 6,7-dihydropteridine reductase activity; NADPH binding; NADH binding. The record is from RefSeq and is a predicted model, not a curated record. Bases 112 to 855 code for a protein of 247 amino acids. Gene Ontology annotation, biological process: L-phenylalanine catabolic process; tetrahydrobiopterin biosynthetic process. NCBI's taxonomy places the organism in Eukaryota, Metazoa, Chordata, Mammalia, Rodentia, Caviidae. Gene Ontology annotation, cellular component: cytoplasm. The transcript has 7 exons.
GCGCUGGAACCGCGCUUCCGGGGCGGCUGUAGCUGGUGAGCGUGGAGCGGGCGCGCAGAGCGGGGGCUCUUGCUGGCCUUGCAGCUGCGCCAGGCCGGCGGGACUCGAAGCAUGGCGGCGGCAGCGGCGGGCGAGGCACGCCGGGUGCUGGUGUACGGCGGCAGGGGCGCGCUGGGCUCGCGAUGCGUUCAGGCCUUCCGAGCCCACAACUGGUGGGUUGCCAGCAUCGACGUGGUGGAGAAUGAAGAGGCCAGUGCCAGCGUUGUUGUUAAGAUGACAGACUCAUUUACUGAGCAGGCUGACCAGGUGACCACUGAGGUUGGAAACCUUUUGGGUGAGGAGAAGGUGGACGCCAUUCUUUGUGUGGCUGGAGGCUGGGCUGGAGGCAGUGCCAAAUCCAAGUCUUUUUUAAAAAACUGUGACUUGAUGUGGAAACAAAGCAUGUGGACGUCAACCAUCUCUGGCCACCUGGCCACCAAGCACCUCAAGGAAGGGGGCCUCUUGACCUUGACUGGUGCCAAGGCUGCCCUGGACGGGACUCCUGGGAUGAUCGGCUACGGCAUGGCCAAGGCUGCUGUCCACCAGCUCUGCCAGAGCCUGGCGGGGAACAAGAGCGGCCUGCCACCAGGGGCCACCGCUGUUGCCGUGCUCCCGGUUACCCUGGAUACCCCGAUGAACAGGAAAUCAAUGCCUGACGCUGACUUCAGCUCCUGGACACCCUUAGAAUUCCUAGUCGAAACGUUCCAUGACUGGAUCACAGGGAAGCACCGACCCCGCUCAGGAAGCCUGAUCCAGGUGGUAACCACCAAAGGAAAGACAGAGCUUAGUGAAGUGUUCAUUAAGCUGCUUCCCUGAGCCCAGGAGGAGCUGCCAGUGGAGCCACUAACCCGCCUCACCGCCUCACGUCUGGCCCUGUGUCCCGUCGUCCUGUCUGUGGUUCAGGUGGCGAAUCCUGUCUUCUCUCACCUUCUGCGCAUCCAUUCUGGACAUCGUACUGGGUCUCUGUGAACCAGCAGAUGCGAUCGGAGGCCCACAUUUCCUGCCCCACCGUCAGACCACGUGAAGAGGUCUUAGAAUGGCCUGUCCCUGUCGAUGCCCUGCUGGACUGACUCGCGUCUGCCCCCAACGGUGGCUUUGUCUUCUCAGUGUGGUGACUUGUUGCUGUCUGGGGCAUUCUGAGGGCCAGGUUAUCCGCCAGUGCCAUGUCUGUGUCAUCGCUAUAGUUUUAGUGAUCUUCAAUUAAACUGCCUUAAAACUUCAUGUGGUGUGAGCAAAAAGUCCUGCAGACUCUGUUGUGGUGUCCUUUUUAGCAUGUAGUUGCCAGCUGCCCCCUGGCCAGGAGUUGUGUGCACAAGAGAAGUACUUAUGAGUCUUUGGAGUGUUUCUGUUUUUCCUCCAAAUAAAUGCACUUCAGUCA